Messenger RNA from Pipra filicauda (Wire-tailed manakin), 780 nucleotides. RefSeq names its product gastrula zinc finger protein XlCGF49.1-like. The transcript is spliced from 2 exons. Lineage: Eukaryota; Metazoa; Chordata; Aves; Passeriformes; Pipridae. The record is from RefSeq and is a predicted model, not a curated record. Gene Ontology annotation, molecular function: DNA-binding transcription factor activity, RNA polymerase II-specific; RNA polymerase II cis-regulatory region sequence-specific DNA binding. Gene Ontology annotation, biological process: regulation of transcription by RNA polymerase II. The coding region runs from base 1 to 684 and encodes 227 amino acids.
AUGCACCGCGCAGGUAGGGGCGUGGCGAAGGGCGGGCAGGGGCCGUGGCCGCGCGCUGAUUGGCUGCGGGGCGGGUCUGUAAAGGCGGAGGGCGCGCGGAGCGAGCGCCAUUUUGGCCUCGUGGUCGGGAGUGAGCAGGACUCGCCUGCGGCCGCUGCGCUUCGCUGGCCUCCCAGCAGCGAGAAGCCCUUCAUGUGCUUGGAAUGUGGGAAGAGCUUUGGGAAGAGCUUCAACCUGCUCAGACACCAGCGCAUCCACACUGGGGAACGGCCCUAUACAUGUGGGGAAUGUGGGAAGAGCUUCCACCAGAACUCCCACCUGAUCCGACACCAGUGCAUCCACACUGGGGAACAGCCCUACAUGUGUGGGGAAUGUGGGAAGAGCUUCAAGGACAGCUCCAACCUCCGCAUCCACUGGCGCAUCCACACUGGAGAACAGCCCUACAAGUGCUCGGAAUGUGGGAAGAGGUUUCAGACCAGCUCACAUCUUCUCAGGCAUGAGCGGACGCACACGGAUGAGAGGCCCUUCCGCUGCACCGACUGUGGGAAGGGCUUUAGUCGGAACUCCCACCUUGUCAGGCACCAGCGCAUGCACACCAGGGAGGAACCCUACAAGUGUGGGGAGUGUGGGAAGAGCUUCACCCAGAGCUCUGCCUUGACCAAACACCAACGGACCCACCAGUAAGAGAAGCCCCACCAGUGCCCCGACUGUGGGAAGAGCUUCGGCCGCUGCUUCCACCCCGAAUAAAGCCCCUGAUGGUGAGGCAACCCCUGGAGUCCA